Coregonus sp. 'balchen' is the source of this 19218-nucleotide messenger RNA. NCBI's taxonomy places the organism in Eukaryota, Metazoa, Chordata, Actinopteri, Salmoniformes, Salmonidae. The record is from the annotation of a GenBank genome assembly.
AUGCAGCUUCCCCCUCCUCUGGGCCUGUGUGUGUGUGUGUGUGUCUGGAGUGGUGCCUCUUGUCUGGUGUGUGACGUCAGCACACACACAGCAGGUCAGUUUAAGGUUACUACAAUCUUCACUCCGUUGAUCUACGUCCGUGGGAUUUUUGGUGUAGCGGACACCUUUUGGUAACAUGAUAUCCUCGCCGGUCCCACUCCCAUUCACAAGGGGGCGAUAGCAACGUUUUUUUAUUUUUUUAUUUGGUGAAAGCAAGGAAGAGUCGCCUUCCCUCGCUAGUAGUAGCAGCUAGCUGGCAGCCUGGGUAGCUGGCUUUUGCCUUACUAAAAAGAUAGCAAGCUAGGUAACCUUUUUAGUUUCCCACAUCUCCAUGUGAAAUAAUCUGAUUUAUAAUUAAAAAAAUAUGCCGGGCAAAUAAUCGUAUAUUGCAGAUGUAACCUAAAACAUUAUCCCAGUUUGAUUUGCUGCUUGUGUAUUCAUUCCCAUAUUAUCUAAAAAUAUUAAGUCAUCAUGUUUUGGUCAUGGAGAAAAAAGCAUAUGGCUAUCUAGUUGGCUACAGCAGGAUCUACCAUUUCACUAUAGUAUGUACUCACUAGUUAUUAAUUCUAAACAAAAUACCUUUUUGGGUGGAUUCUUGUGGUUUGGUUUACUGUUUGAACAGUCGCUGAGAUUAUAUUUGGUUAUCAAUGAAAAUAGGCUACUUUGAUGAAUAGCCUAUAGAUCAGAUCAAGGAACCAAGCGACAACACUGCCCUCACCGGCUACGGAAGGAAUCAUACAGCGUUUUUACAUGUUCACGUAGUAAAAAAGUAUGUCGAAUGCCAGAGCAUAUUACAAGGAGCUGCCCCUUUUGUGACGAAAAACGACAUUGCAACACUCCGAAUUGUGCAUCUGUGUAGAGCUUGUAGUAGGCUUCAGGGUUAGGCAGCACUGAGCAUGUAUGUGUUGGGGGGGAGGGGGAGAAAGGGAGGAGUCACAUAUUAGAGAGAGGAAGAAGGAAAGAGGAGGGGUGUGUUUGUGGGAGUAGGAGGCAUACUUUAGGAGUCAGGAGUGUGUAGUAUAGUGUGUCGGAUGACUUCCCAAGUGGAAUGAUAGGGGCAAAGGGAAGAUUACUUCCUGGCUUAGACUAGUACCCCCUAACACACACACACAUAUUUCCCCUCUGAUUCUCGGGUGGAUGGUGUGUGAGAAGCACAUUCAGAUUUCCAUUGGCCAUCGUCAUCAAAUACCCAACGUUUUUAAUGUGUGCUUUUUUCAGCAUGGAUAUGUACCAGUCUCAUGACUUUAUGGCCAUCGUAGCUGUUUUGAUGUAGGUCUAGCCUCAUUUGCCCUCUGUCACUGUCUGUAAUCUCGUUCCUAAUGUAGAGGGUUGUCGUUACAAACACACUCAGCCUAAGCCUUAAAGAGCUGACAAUGGCUUUUCAAUGGAUCCCCAGUACAUUCAUCUUCACACACACUCAAACACACCAACCCCUUACAUUCAUCUUCAGCCAGGAGACUGUUGAGGGACUUCUCUUGGUAAUUACACACGUUAAUUUCCAUGCAUAUAUAAUUUCUUUCCCAUUAAUGAACUCCACAUAUGGUUGUGGGAGAUGUAUAGACCAAAUUCUAGUUUGAGGCAUGUGGUUUCAAACAUAGGCUAGCCAAAGCCCUGCUGUCCAGAUAGCUCAGUUGAAUGUCUCACGGAUAGUCAGACAGCCAUCCUCUUGCCAAGCUACAGAAUCACUAAAACGGGCUGGGCCUGAAAGUCCAAUUUCAAUAAAAUUGGACUCCAUUUUAUAAGUGAUAUUUUGGAAAUUGCAAGUUAUUCCUGACGGAUUGUGUGGCAACUAAGUGGCGGCAUCACCCGACGAGACCAGAGUGGACUGUCAUUUCAGCAGCUGCAGGAGGACACCUCCAAUCAUACACAGACGUGAACACACACACACACACACUCCAUCAAAUCAAAUGUUAUUUGCCACAUGCGCCAAAUACAACAAGGGUAGACCUUACAGUGAAAAGCUUACUUACAAGCCCUUAACCAACAAUGCAGUUUAUAAGAAAAAAAAAAAAAAAAAGUGUUAAGUAAAAAAUAGCAAAUAAUUAAAGAGCAACAGUAAAAUAAAAUAACAGUAGGGAGGCUAUAUACAGGGGGUACCGGUACAGAGUCACGUUGAGGGAGAGGUUGUUAUCCUGGCACCCUAUAGGCUGUCUCAUCGUUGUCGAUGAUCAGGCCUACCACUGUUGUGUCGUCGGCAAACUUAAUGAUGGUGUUGGAGUCGUGCCUGGCCAUGCAGUCAUGGGUGAACAGGGAGUACAGGAGGGGACUGAGCACGCAUCCCUGAGGGGCCCCCGUGUUGAGGAUCAGCGUGGCAGAUGUGUUGUUACCUACCCUUACCACCUGGGGGCGGCCCAUCAGGAAGUCGAGGAUCCAGUUGCAGAGGGAGGUGUUUAGUCCCAGGGUCCUUAGCUUAGUGAUGAGCUUUGAGGGCACUAUGGUGUUAAAUGCUGAGCUGUAGUCAAUGAAUAGCAUUCUCACCUAGGUGUUCCUCUUGUCCAGGUGGGAAAGGGCAGUGUGGAGUGCAAUAGAGAUUGCAUCAUCUGUGGAUAUGUUGUGGCGGUAUGCAAAUUGGAGUGGGUCUAGGGUUUCUGGGGUAAUGGUGCUGAUGUGAGCCAUGAUCAGCCUUUCAAAGCACGUGAGUGCUACGGGUCGGUAGUCAUUUAGGCAGGUUAUCUUAGUGUUCUCGGGCACAGGGACUAUGGUGGUCUGCUUGAAACAUGUUGGUAUUACAGACUCAGUCAGGGACAUGUUGAAAAUGUCAGUGAAGACACUUGCCAGUUGGUCAGCGCAUGCUCGGUGGACACGUCCUGGUAAUCCGUCUGGCCCCGCGGCCUUGUGAAUGUUGACCUGCUUAAAAGUCUUACUCACAUCGGCUACGGAGAGCGUGAUCACAUAGUCAUCCGGAACAGGUGAUGCUCUCAUGCAUGCUUCAGUGUUGCUUGCCUCGAAGUGAACAUAGAAGUGAUUUAGCUCGUCUGGUAGGCUUGUGUCACUGGGCAGCUCGCGGCUGUGCUUCCCUUUGUAGUCUGUACUAGUUUUCAAGCCCGAUUUAAUGUUUUAAAUGUUUUCUUUUAUACACCUACCUCUGUGUGUGUGUGUGUGUGUGUGUGUGUGUGUGUGUGUGAGGCAGCACCUGUGGAGGACAAGGCCUUUGCUCUGUUAAGGGUCACAGCACAAACGGGGCCGCCCUUGGUGCUCAGCUGUGUUAUUCCAGCCUGUCCCUCACCUAGAACACACACACACUUUAACACCCCUAAAGCAGCGUCCGUUGCUUGAUGCAUUGAUCUGUGUUUAUGAUCUCUGUAUGGGGUCUUCCUUAUAGGACCACAUGCACUCGUCUCUCUCUAACACACAUGGGAAUACACAUAAGCACCUCUUAUGCCCCCCUACCCCCCCCCCCCCCCCCCCCCCAGUAAGACUGCACACAUAUCAGGUAUACACCCACACCCUAAAACCUCUCUGAAUCUUUCCUUUCUUCUCAUAUAAACUUUAGAGUUAUACAGUGAGCCCUUUGAGUUCAGAUGGAUGACAUCACCAAGGGCUGAACAGAUUGCUCACUCACUUUUCGAAGGGUUCCUAGUUCCACCCAGAACUCCAACUGUCCAUCCCAAAUGGCACCUUGUUCCCUAUUUAGUGCACUACUUUUGACCAGGGCCCAUAGGGAUAUGCAUCCCAACUCUCUGGUUCUACAGUAGAUCUUAUUUCAGGCCAGAUGGAAUUCCAGACUACCAACAUGCUUUUUAGAUAUCAUAGGAUCCCUCUAGCUACCAUAGGAUCCCUCAGGCUACCAUAGGAUCUCUCUGGCUACCAUAGGAUCCCUCUAGCUACCAUAGGAUCCCUCUAGCUACCAUUGGAUCCCUCGGGCUACCAUAGGAUCUCUCUGGCUACCAUAGGAUCCCUCUGGCUACCAUAGGAUCCCCUUCUAUCGCUUUCUUCUGCUGAGCUAAAAUUGACCAUUGCUCUGGCUAGCUUUGGUGCAGAGCUGGACUAAGCUGCUCUCUCUGUCUGUCUGUAGCUCAUGUGGUAAUUUGAUUAGAUCUCAAAGCUAAAGUGGCGAAUGAGCCUCACUUCUUCUCUCUAUACUCCUCUCUAUAAACCACACAAACACCGUCACACACACACACACACACACACACACACACAGGACUGUGUCAUAUUAGAUUUAAUUGACAGUUACUCAUAAACCAAUUCAGCAAAUAAAGUUAAUGACCCACCCGCCGCUGUGGCUGAAUUGUCUGCAUUGACUUGGAAUCUAAUUUGAUCGGGGAAAUAUAUGUAUGAUGCUCAGUCUAAUUUACCCCAGUGGUUGCAAACUAAGAGCUUUUGUGCAUAGGCAAGCAGCCUCCCAGCCUCCCAGCCUCAACUAGGUCUCUUAAUGUGGGAAUGCUCAACUCAUAUAUAAAGCCUACAUUCUUCCUCCUGUGGGUCGGCGUGGGUUAAUUCUGGAGGGGCUUUUGCCUCUCCUUCUCUCUGAAAUGAGAGCAGGGAUUUGGUGUUUUGGGGGCCCUAUGUUGUUGAAUGAGAGUAGGGAGGGCUUGUAGCUGGUCAAGAGAGCUUGCUGGCUUAUCACCACUCAUACGUUUUCAAAAGCAGCGAGGGAGAGAGAGUAUCUGGGCUAGUGCUUUGAUGUGGGCCCCCAAGUGUAUGGGUGGUCUGGGGGCCCUGUGGGUUUACACAUACACUCACUCUCUACUGCUUGCAUACACUCCUCCCCCUCUCGCUCUUCUCUCCUCUCUCUCUCUCACACAUACACUCCUACACACAUUUUCAUGCUCGCUCGCUCGCUCACACACACACACACUCAGGCUACGCUUGAAGCCAAGUGCGAUUUCACCAGACCGGUCAUGAGGGGUUUCUAGAACAACCUCACAGAGGCCUUGUUCUAAAAAUGUCCGCCAUGGUUCCUUUGAAAGUCUGCCCUUUCCAACACACAGAAACAGCCCUAAGCUGCACUCUGCAGCUGCAGGUGAGGGGAACACAUUCUAAUAGCUAGCACAUGAGAUAGUGAAGGCCUCAUACCAACCAGCAGUCAGGGGUAGAAGAGGGAGAGAAAGGUGUGUGUGUUUGUUUGUGUGUUUUGUGCAUGUUUGUGUGUGUGUAGGUGUGUGUGCAUGUGUGUAAGAGAGGGAGGGAGCACCCAUUAAAGAGCUAUGGCAACAGUCUUAAAAUGUGAUAGACCUAGGUGUUUGUUGUGUUAUGGAAUCUAUCUGGACUCUGCUUUUAAGAGUUUGCCAUAGGUUUUUGUGUUUUAUCAAACUUUUGUUUGACAUAUCCAUUUUAUUCCUAUUAGCACUAUUGGUCAUUGUAUGGUGUAGGUUCCUGGUCUGCUAAAAAUAAGUGAAAGGUAGGUGUUAGUUUUUCCACAGGCGUGUAUCAGAGCUGCCGAGUUCUCUUUGAACCGCACAUGUUUCUGAUGUUCUGCUAUUCCACUCUUUGGACUGGGACUUGCUUGUGAAAGGUUGGAGAGCACACACGGAACCUGUUUCUGAGCCACACAGACACUGUUUUUAAGAGUAGCAUUAUUGCUCUUAGACGGGGCUUAGGCCGAAUCCUUCCAUUCAAAGGCUGUGGGGAUUAUACAAACAUGGAGUCUCACAGAUUAGAGGUCUACCUCUACCUACUCCCCCAUUUUCCAUUCAUUCUUCUUAAAGGGUUUAUUUAGCAUGGAGUAGGCUUCGGGUCGCGACACUUUCAUUGCGUUCUCAUCUUGUAUGGGAUGCAGUAUUCAAGCCUCCCUCUGGUAAUGCACAGCCCCAUGUCGAGUAGCAGCGGCAGCUUUGAUAUCCCUGUUAUUACACUCCUGAUAUCUCAGCAAGCAACAUCCCUUUGAUAAGCGUAUUUAUACAUGCAUGUCUCCACUUGGCCCCAAUACGAUUUUAUCUCUAUCUCUCUCUACAAAGCGCAUAAAUGAAUUCAUAACACUCUGUCUCCCUGGCCCCUCCCCAAUAUUAAUAAAUGCAUGAUCUCACGCUGGUCGCGUCUCUUUCAUAUGCUCAUCAGUGUGUGUUUAAUACUAGCGCUAGCAGCCCCGCCCUCCUCAUGCAUAUUCAUAGAGGCAUAAUGACCCCUCCCCCCCGCCUCUGGAAAUGUAGCGCUCAGGAGGAGAUCAAACACUAUUCAAAUGAGCAGGCUCCAUUAUUGAUACACACACACACACACAUACUUUGCAUCUCUCACUCUCCCUAUCUGUGCUGCUAUCAUUGUUGACCCAACCUGCCACAGGACGUCUAUCUGCACUCAAUGUGGCCAUGCUUUUAUGUUAGGAGAAAUUGAAUAUCUUUGCACCCCUUUCAUAAGGUUUAGGAAGGUUUACUUGAUCCUUACGCAUGGCAUGCUUUUAUUGAGAGGACAUGGCUUAGUGAUUUUAAUUCAAUAAAAUGUCAAUUGCUUGAUUUAAUACACAUCUCCCUGAUUUAAUACACAUCUCCCUGAUUUAAUACACAUCUCCCUGAUUUAAUACACAUCUCCCUGAUUUAAUACACAUCUCCCUGAUGUUUUUGUUGUUUAGUGGUUUUAGACAGGUUUGUGUCUCAAGAGAUGUCCCAAUCAUAACGGGCUUUGAAAUUCAAAUCCCUUUCUUUCACCUCUCCUCCUCUUUUAUUGUUAAAACUACGUUCUUUUCUCUUUUCCUCCUUCCCAGGGUUCCAUCUGAGUGGUACGGUAACAGACCCGGCUACGUCCUCUCAGCCUGAGAUGGUCUGCAGCGUGAGCGUCAGCUUCGACCGCUGUAAGAUCACCGCGGUAACCUGUAGCUGCGGCAACAAGGACAUCUUCUACUGCGCCCACGUGGUAGCGCUGGCCCUGUACCGCGUACGGAAGCCCGAGCAGGUCAAACUGCACCUGCCCAUCUCAGAGACGCUGUUCCAGAUGAGCCGGGAUCAGCUGCAGAAGUUUGUCCAGUACCUGAUAUCAGUGCAUCAUACGGAGGUGUUGCCCACCGCACAGAAACUGGCUGAUGAGAUACUGUCAACUAACUCUGAGAUCAACCAGGUCCACGGUGAGUGUGUGUAGGCCCCACUGAGGACAUUGAUUCUGUGCUAAAGGAAAAGGCUGGGCAGAUCAAUGCUACUCAUUAGUCUGAUCCUGCCUGUAAACUAAACGCUCUGUCCACCACUAAUCAACACUAAAGACCUGGCCUUUAUUUACCUUAGAGAAGGGGAGGAGGGGAGGAGAAGAGAGAGGUAGGUAAAGGGGUAAGAGGAUGAGUGAAAGGAGGGAGAGACUCGUCUCUCAAGUUUCUACAGCUCCACAAGUUACCUAAAACUUGAUUAAAUUAAUAACAUGUAGAAUGUCUCAUUGUGUGUUUGUGUGCCUGUCUGUGUAGGGGCAUCGGACUCUAGGGGCCAGUGUGGAUGAUGAGAAAUGUGUGUGUGUGUAACUAACUUCUCUCUCUCGUGUGUGUGUGUGUAGGGGCCCCGGACCCCACUGCAGGGGCCAGUGUGGAUGAUGAGAACUGUUGGCACCUGGAUGAGGAUCAGGUCCAGGAGCAGGUGAAACUCUUCCUGUCACAGGGAGGAUAUCACGGCUCUGGGAAACAACUCAACCUCCUGUUCAGCAAGGUAACACACCACACACACGUGUCCAUCAGACACACACCUGAGAAUCAGACACACACACGAGCGUCAGACACAAACACACACACACCUCCCCACUCCCCUCUAGACACUCUCACAGUGUCUCUGUGUAAAACGUUUAAAUGACUAUUAUUACUAGUUGAAGAGGCUGAAACAUUGCAUUAUAUCUCCUUUCAUAUAAAAACUCAUUAACAUCAAAAGGGUUGCAUUUCUCCCAGUGUAUUUCCACAGCCAAGUUGUUUCUGUUCAGUUCAAAGCCACUGUUUCUCUGUUAGUCUAAAGGGCCAUUAGCAUGGCAGUUGGCACAUACAUUAAACAGUACCAUUGUUGAGGUUUGAUGUUGCUUUUAGCACUUGAUGUACACUUAGCCUGUCUCUACACCAGAUGAGUGUUAGUCUGGCUGGUGUGCCAACCUCAGCAAUAUGAUAGGCUCUUCUAGGGUAGAGUUUGCCUAAUGUAAAAUAUUUAGCCUAGCGCUAAUGUAAAAUAUUUACCUUGUGUCCCAACUGACACCCUAUUACCUAUGUUGUGCACUAUUUUUGACAAGGGCCCAUCUGGACACUGGUCAAAAGUAGUUCAUAUGGAUUAGGGUAUGGACUUUGGUCAGAAGUAGUGCACUACAUAGGGAAAAGUGUGCCAUUAGGGACACAGCCUAAAGCCUAGCGCUAAUGUGAAAUAUUUAGCCUAGCACUAAUGUGUCGACCGCUAUGUAAAUACUGGCUGGCCAUUAGAACCUCAGUUUUAACUUCUACCUACAUUAAGCCCUUCACACACACACACACACACACACACACACACACACACACACACACAGAUACAGACACAGACACACACGCACUGAUGCCGUCCUCCGUGUCCCAUAGGUGAGGGAGAUGCUGCGUAUGCGUGACUCCAAUGGAGCACGGAUGUUAACACUGAUCACAGAACAGUUUAUGGCCGACCCUCGCCUGGCACUGUGGAGACAGCAGGGCACCACCAUGACCGACAAGUACAGACAGCUCUGGGACGAACUAGGUGAGUGUACACACACACACACACACACACACACACACUAAAGAACAGCAGGAUAAAUUCACAUUUGCAAACAAACAUGCAUGCUCACACAUACAGUAGACUACUUAAUGUACUGUACAUAUGUGCUAAUACAGACAACACAAACAGCAACCUUGCGUGCUGUUGUAUUAUUAUGAAACAAUGCCGCCUUCUCCUACGCACACAAUCACCAUACCACACUCCCUUUAUCUCUGCUUAAUUACUUAUUUAUCGACUUUGGAUAGGAAGCACUCACAUGUCCACUGUGGCCUUCAGUACAGAUGACUUGUAUACGUACACACACACACACACACACACACACACACACACACACACACAGAAUAAUAGGUGGACCAAGAAAGGAUGGACGUUUUUCUGCUUUGAUUUGUAUUUUUAGAAGUGUAACAAUGCUUUGAAGUCCAUACCAAACCAUACCUCUGAGUCCUUUUCUGACUGCUUGAUAUGUAGCAAAUGCUGCCUCUCGGCUCGGCUGCUUUCUACUUUUGUCUUUUACUCCUCCUCAGGGCCGCUUCUCCUCUCCUCUCCUCUCAUCCAGACACAGCCUUCCUUCCUUCCUUCCUCUACUUCAUCUCUGUUGGCCAAUCACUCCUUUUCUUUUUUUCUGUCCAUCAAUUGUUGCCCAAUCAUAGUUGUAAUAGCAGACUGUGUGUGUGUGUAUUAGCUGAUGUGUUUUUGGUUUGUCUUUGUGACACUAUUGUCCUACAUAUUCCUGAAUGUGUUGCGAUAUCCUUGGAGACUUCCUCACUUUUAGUCUGUAGUUUGUUUCUGUUUACUUGGUAGUGAUAUAUGCAGUGCGUGUCUGUGACAGUGCGUGAAGGACAAAUACAGUUUCCGCUUUUCAAAGAGUUUGUCAACAAGAAAAGGUCGAUUGUGCGUCAGUGCUAUAUCUACAACUACAAAGUAUGCAACUCCCUUCAAUUAUUGGGGGGUGAAAAAAAUAGACAGAAUAGCUUUCAAAACCUUAGAUUUUUCUGAAAAGUUGGAUAAACUUUAAAACCCAUUUCUUUUGUGUCUCAAAAUAACAACACAACAAUAGACAAACAUUUUGGGUCCAAAACAAAGAAUUGAUCUCUUUUACCUGGAGUUUAGUUUGGUUCUGUGCGUUUACCACCUUCAUACUACUUUCCUGAUUUUAGACUGAAGUCAAACAUGACCUUGGUAGGAUAAGACCUAACCUGUGUGUGUGUGUGUGUGUGUGCGCGCGUUCGCGUGUGCACGUGUGGUUUGUGUGUGUGUGUGUGUGUGUGUGUAGGUGCCCUGUGGAUGUGUAUCGUGCUGAACCCCCACUGUAAGACGGAGCAGAAGAGCUUGUGGCUCAGACAGCUGAGGAGGUGGAACAGCGUGGACGUGUGCCCCUGGGAGGAUGGUAACCAUGGCAACGAUCUGCCCAACCUCACCCACUCCCUGCCUCAGGGUGCCCAUGGCAACCAAGGUGAGAGACAGGACUCUCUUUCUUUUUCUACAUCAACCCUCCAUCUUUCUUUCUCUCUGUGUAUCUGUCUUUCUUGUUUUCUCUAUCUCUCUCCAUAUUGCGGUCUCCCUCGCUCCAUCUCUCUCUCCCUCCCUCCAGUACCCUCUCCCACUCCGUCCCUCUAUCCCUCCUCCUCCCUUCUCUCAGUCUAAUGCAAGUCUCUCUCCUUCUCCAUCCUGUCAGAGUCGCGUCCCCACAGGACGGUGUUCACACGGGCAAUCGAGGCCUGUGACCUCCACUGGCAGGACCGUCACCUGCAGCACAUCAUUGCCAGCGACCUCUAUGCCAACUACUGUUACCACGAGAACCAGGACGGCUCGCUCUUCGACGCACGCGGAUGGCCCAUGUGGCACGGUGAGUGUGUGUGAGAGUGUGUUUGUUUUAGUGUGUAUCGUGAUGAUUGGUGUGUGUAAAGGGGAAACAGAGGACUGUGUGUCUGUAUGUGUGUGUUGUCUUAUCUCAAGUGGUCACAUUUUGCCAAAAGCCUUAUAGAAAGGGAUAAAGACAACAUAAGUUAAUCACCCCUCUCUCUCUCUCUGUGUGUGUCUCUCUGUCUCUCUCUCUCUGUCUGUCUGUCUCUGUCUCUCUGUGUCUCUCUGUGUCUCUCUCUGUCUGUCUCUGUCUCUGUCUCUCUCUCUCUCUCUCUCUGUGUCUCUGUCUCUCUCUCUCUGUGUCUGUCUCUCUCUCUCUGUGUCUGUCUCUCUGUGUCUCUCUGUGUCUCUCUCUGUCUCUGUCUGUGUCUCUCUCUCUCUCUCUCUCUCUCUCUCUCUCUCUCUCUCUCUCUGUGUCUCUGUCUCUCUCUGUGUCUCUGUCUCUGUCUCUCUCUGUGUCUCUGUCUCUGUCUCUUGUCUCUGUCUCUGUCUCUGUUCUCUCUCUUCUCUCUCGUGUCUCUGUGUCUUCUCUUGUGUCUCUUCUGUUCUCUCCUGUUUCUCUCUGUUUCUCUCUGUUCUCUCUUCUUCUUCUCUCUGUCUCUUUCUCUCUGUCUCUCUCUUUCUCUGUGUCUCUCUCUGUCUGUCUCGUCUUCUUCUCCUCUGUGUCUUCUCUCUCUCGUCUCUGUCUCUCUUUUCUUCUCUCUCUCUCUCUUCUCCUCUCUUCUCUCUGUCUCUUCUCUCGUUCUCUGUCUCUCUCUCUGUCUCUGUCUUCUCUUGUCUCUCUGCUGUCUCUCUGUCUCUCUGUCUGUCUCUUUCUCUCUCUGUCUCUCUUCUCUCUCUGUCCUCUCUCUGUCUCUCUCUCCUCUCUCUCUGUCUCUGUGUCUCUCUGUUCUCUGUCUUCUCUCUCUCUCUUCUCUCUGUCUCUCUCUCUGUCUCUCUCUCUGUCUCUCUUUCUGUCUCUGUCUCUGUCUCUGUCUCUCUCUCUCUCUCUGUCUCUCUCUCUCUCAGAACACGUUCCAACGGCUUGUGCUAGGGUGGACGCCCUGCGUUCCCAUGGUUACCCCCGCGAAGCACUGCGAUUGGCCAUUGCCGUGGUGAACACACUACGGCGGCAGCAGCAGAGACAACUGGAGCACUUCCGCCGACAUAAGAAAGGUCAGACUGCACUUAUUAGAUGACAUAGGACUGCUAUAAAGCCUCAAUGGACUCUUAUAAAGCCUCAUAGUGCAGAUGUAAAGCUCUGUUACAUACUAAAGUAGUACUGUCAAUUGGGUUGUUACUAUGUGCCCUGUAGUUGACAUAUGUUGUAUCCUGUCCGUGACAGAGCUGCUCCAUAAAGCCGUCACCUCCAUAACCAACAUGGAGGGCUGGGUGGGUCACCCCCUGGAUCCCAUCGGCACCCUGUUCAGCACCCUCACUGAAACGGGACGGGGGGCAGAGGAGGGGGCCAACACCUGCCUUGACCUCUCAGGUACUAAACAUAAUACAUCUAGUCUUCUUUUCUCCAUCUCUGUUUCUCUCUCACUUAGAUGGUCCCUCUCUUUCACCUCUCACCAUUCCCUCACAUUCCUAUUUUCUUAUCCCUCUGUCUUUCCUCUCCUCUCCUAGUAAAAAAUAGUCAAGGCACACCCUAAGCUGGCCCAGUGAUAUGGAAAAGAACUAGCUGGAGGUCUUGGGCCUGUCCCAAAUACUUUGACCAGGAACGUGGUCAGAUGUGCAGUCUAUAUGGAAUAGGGUGGCGUUUGGGACAGCCUGACCCUCAGUGUUGUGGACUAGGAGGGAGGCUCCAGACCUCAGAGAACACUGAAAAACGGACAACUGACUACUAGGUACUGACCCUUGUGUGUCUCUCUCUCUCUCUCACGCUCAGAUUGUUCCAGUGUGGUGAGUCGUGCGGAGCUGCAGCGGUUGCCAGUGCAGAGGUUGCUAGGCGAGGGCGAAUCGUACGUGGCGCUUGCCGUGGAGACUGCUCUGAUUGGCUUAGGCCAGCAGAGGGUGAUGCCUGACGGGCUGUACGCCCAGGAGAAGGUGUGUCGCAACGAAGAGCAGCUAUUGGCCAAGCUGCAGGAAGUGGAGCUGGAUGACACGCUGGUCAAGAUCUUCCGCAAACAAGCCGUCUUCCUGUUAGAGAGUGAGGACACACACACACUCUUUUACUUUGGUUAUCGGAUAGAGUGUAAAAUAAUCUUCCAUAUGGUUGUUAUGAAUGUGUGGAAUGUGUGUUUCCAUGACUGAGCUGUAGCUGUGAGGUAAAACAAGAGAGAGCUUUUGGUCUUUCCUUCUCCUCUCCAUUUCCCUCAGUCUCUCCUUCCCUCUCGCCUUCCUUCUCUCCAAGCAAUGAGGCUCUAUGCUGAAGCAGGAAAAAAACACAUUUCACUCCUCCAUCUCAAUAUUUAUUAUCUUAUUAUCUUUCAUUCAGUGGGGUAAAUAUAACUACAAGUGCCUUAAGCCAGACUAAAAUAAACCACACAGUAAAACUAGCGACGUGUCGGCAGCCACACACACACACACACACACACACACACACACACACUGUACUGACAUCUUGUACUGGGACAGAAUGUGACUGCUGGGGUUUGGUUAUGGGAGUGGGAGAGAUGGUAGGCCAUCUCGGAGACCCAGCCCUCAAACCUCCAGUCACACCCUAACCCCUGCCUCUGCCCAGGACGACCACCCACCUCUGGGCUGGUUGGUAAUUGAGUCCCAGGCUCUAAGGCCUAAGACUGCUGGAGACUGUAAUGGGGCUUGUGGUCUGUGGUCGGGGGAGUAAUGGGGCUCGUGGUCAGGGGAGGGGCUGUUCAGUCUAAAAUAACCCAGUGGAGACGAGGGGACGGAAGCCUAGUCUGCACAUAUGGCCAUAUGGCAUUCACCACGUCAUGGUGACUGCUUUGUGCUGCGUGGCCUUUUCUCCUCUGGACUGAGACUGGGAGGAGGAAACUAUGAUAGCCACUGUCUAUCCACGCAAUAAUACACACACACACACACACACACACUUAUAAGUAUACUGUACUCACACAUUCUCCUUUAUGCGGCACAACAGACCGAAAUAUAAUGAAAUGUAUUUUCUAUUUUUGCAUCUGAUAUUUCUAUGUUCUUUUGAUUGUUCCAAACUGUUUCACCCCUCUUCCUUUUCUGUGUGUUAACAUGUUCUUCCUCCCUCCUUGUGUCUCCAGGUGGGCCGUACAGUGGCCUGGGAGAGAUUGUCCACAGAGAGAGUGUUCCCAUGCACACCUUCACCCGCUAUCUCUUCACCUCUCUCCUACCUCACGACGCUGAACUGGCGUACAAGAUUGCACUGAGAGCCAUGCGGUGAGUCUCUCAACUUAUCAUUAUUUGUGUGUGUGUGUGCUCUGUACGUGCGCGUGCGUUAUGCAGAUGGAGCGGCUCUGUUUUGAUGUUCGUAGGGGGACCUGGAUCAGUGAAUAUUAAUGAUGUUAAUGAGAGUUUAAUUAGUGUGUGUAAUGAGCAGGCUCACACACGUCUGGCCUACAGAGACAGGACAGCUACAUGGCUAACACCAACACCUCUCUACCAUUCAGUUCUCAAUGAGCUGCUCUUUGAACAAUGCUAACAACGUGAUAUGAUGCUAAAUGAUUGUGAAUGAAAAAGAGCUACGUCGCGUACAGCAAGAUGCAAGCCGAAAGCAGUGGCUGGAGUGUAAUGAAAAUACACCACAGCAUUUCCUUAGUCAGGCCUCGGCUCCAGCCCUCCCCCAGUCCUCCUCUCUCCCCACCCAGCCCUGUGGCAGGGGUGAGGUAGAAUAAUGGAGCCACUACUUCUAGCUGCUCCAGGGUCCUGUGUGUCUGUCUGCUCAGCACAUAAUGAAUGUGUGCAAUGUAGCGUGGUGCUGGUGUAAUAUAGAGCUAGCUAAAAGGGCUGUCUUUUAAUGGCCCAUUACAACACUACCAUAGACUCAGACAGCCUCACCUUAUUCACACCUCUACUUAACACUAAGGAGGAAUUGAUCUUCAGCUCAAGGAUUGUACAGUACGCACACCCAACUGAUUUCACUAGUGCAGGGCGGAUAGAAUAUUUUGUAGAAAGACAUAAGGAUGAUAAUACCUUCAUAUUGUUGAUGCUUCCAGAGUUUUAGAUUUCUAAAGAUACAUAUCCAGCAAAAUGUUCUAAUGACUCUACCAUGUAGCCUUGACUCGUCUUUGAGGCGGCCUAGGGAGCUUUUGUAUAAAGAAGAGGUCCUGAGUAGAAGUCUUCCAGCGGAUGCUGUGAUUGAUAGAUUGGGGAAGUGAAUAGACGUUUGUGAAGUGUUUACUUUGUCUGAGGGUGAAAACCAGGAGGUAGAGAGUUCAGGAGUCUCACUGAUGUUCACCAGAAACCUGCACCAGACUAUGAAAGAACUGGAUAGUUGCUCUCUUUCACAUCCAUCUGUGGGUCGUUCCACCAAUUAUAGGUGCCUUUUGAGUAGUGUAACUUGUUUAAAAAAAUGUAUAUAUAUAUAUUUCACCUAAUGUUAACAUUCUGUCAUAAAGAGAGCACCUGUUCAACUUAAUAAAAAACAUGUUUUCCCAUUUUCAAAAAUGACUAUAGUAAGUGCCUGCAACUUAUCCAGAACGCAGCCCGCCUGGUUUUCAACCUUCCGAAGUUCUCUCAUGUCACUUAACCAGCACUUGCAGCACUCUUCUAGCUCUGACUCUACUGAUAGCUACGUUAUUGAGGAAAAAUUUACUUUCUAUGCCUGUGAUUUGUGGUUGUCCCACCUAGCAAUCUUUAGAUGAAUGCACUAACUGUAAGUCGCUCUGGAGAAGAGCGUCUGCUAAAUGACUAAAAUGUAAAAAAUGUAAAUGUAUUAAGUGCCAAAUAAAGUAACAGGGUUGACCGUAACAGGGUUGACAACACUGCAAGCUUCACAAAGGUUUUUAAUUUUGAAAACAUUUUUAGCCUGUCGAUCUAUAGGUAACAGGGUUGACGUGUUAAGCUCGACCCGCUCAGUUUUCCACCACAAAACACUAGGAAAUUGCCAUAAAUAGUAGAACCAGCUCACCUGCUUUUAAACUAUUAUUCUACUAAUAGAUAUAGAUAGAAUAGAUAGAAAAAAUAUGUAAAAAGUUAUGGUUUCACCAUAUUAAAAUGAGAAUUCAGUUCACGUAACAGGCUUUACCUUAAAAUUAGGGACUUUACAAUGAUGGUGAAAACUUGUAUAAAUGUUGGAGUAAAGUGGGUUAAAAACUUCAUAGAAUUCACAGAGGAUGCACAGAGGGACAUGUCAAAAUGCAGAAUUUUGCCAGUUUAGCAAAUCUUUAUUCAUAUAAAAAAACAGAUUUAUUGACAUUUUCAUGUGGUCUAUAUUAAAGGGCACUUCAUUUAAUAUAACAGGCUUUUAAAAUUCAAUAUUCGUGCACAAUUUAAGGGCCCCUUGCCCUGAGGCCAUGGCACCCUCUGGUGUGAAAAGUAUCAAAGCAUCCCAUUCUGCCGUGACAGGGCACUAUAGUGCCACAGGACCAAUCUGACACCAUAGUGGCUUGGGACUGAUGUUGUAUUAUAGCUUACUGUUAAAUGGAUACAAGUGUCAUUUGUAAAAAUUUGACUUUUACUGUUCUGUUUUGAGUAUUGGCUGUAACACGGCAUUGAGUGUUUACAUUGUAAUUGAUAUGGUAAGAUAAAAAAACAUUGUAAAGUGGUUAUCCCACUGGCUAUAAGGUGAAUGCACCAAUUUGUAAGUCGCUCUGGAUAAGAGCGUCUGCUAAAUGACGUAAAUGUAAAUGUAAAUAAUGUUUCUGGUUGAUGUAUAGCCUAGCUUAUGCAGAUGUCAGCGUAAAUAUACCUGUUGUAGGCUAUAUGAGUAUGAGAGAAAGAGAGAGAGCAGGAGAAUAAUAGCCCUAGCAAUGGAUUUGUUUUUGAGGUGGAAUAAAAGAUGCAGCUUCUCAUUGCAUUGAACAGAAAAUUAAGAUUUUCACUCAAACAUUGAGUAUUUUCCAAGCUUGGCUUAUCGAAGCUCCACAACCAAUCCCAACCAGUGGUUCUCUGUAAGUCACACAAAGACUGGAAUGUUGUCGACGGCUCAAUCUUUAGGGAAUGCCUUUUUCGUUUCGUUCCACCUCAUGAAUGGUCCAGAAUCACCCAGUGUGGUGGAGCUUUUAGCAGCUCUUUAGAUGUGUUUGGAAUGAACCAUUUGUUGCUAUGGCAUCAGCACGUCUUCCGUUUCACACCAAGUCUCAGUGUUCACAUUCACACAGCUCUCACCUUGGCUUUUUCCCACCUUUAUCUAGCAAGACUGUUGGCCAGACAAACCUCUAUUACCUUGUCUAGGCCCGACAGACUUCAGAUGAAGAUCGUUAAAUACAGAUUUUGUUGGUCCUCGUGGCAAUAGUAUCUCUGUCCCUUUUCUCUGAGGUGCAUGCGUGUGUGUGUGUGUGUGUCCGUGCACCUGCGUGCGUGUGUACAUGCUCUGAUGUGUGCGAGCAUGUGUGUAAGUAUGUGUUUGAUGUGUGUCCAGCCAUAGAGGCCUGGAAGGUGAAUCCCUUAAUUUCCCCAUGGACUCAAUUAGCAUUGUGAUUGGUUGAAAUCUGCACAGGUUCUUUUCUCUUUCAAAGGUAGCGAGACCUUUGAAACUGGGCUGGAAGAAGAGGGUUGAAUUUGAGAUGAGCUGCCCACAGUAGCAGACAUGAAGACUACUGUGUAUUUUUGUGUACUGUCAGUCUGUCCUAUAGGGCCUGUUUAUACAUUAGCAGGUGUUACAAGCCUAUGUCUUCAUUAACAGCAAGAAAAUAGUAAUCAUGCUACAGUUGAUUCAGUUCUGUAAUUAAGGACUAGGUUGGAAGUAAAUUGCAGUAAUAGGCUAACAACCUUAAUGCGUUUCAGAACACUGACAAAACCUUGCUGUAGGUGUUUUGUUUGGUGUGUGUGUUUGCGCCUGUGCGUGUGUCUGUGUGUGAUGCCAUAUGGUUUUUCUGUGCUUCUCAGGUUGCCUGUGUUGGAGUCCACAGCCUUGUCAGGUGACCUGUCGCGACCCCAUCACUUGGUGUCUGUGGUCCCCAACCGCUACCCUCGCUGGUUCACACUCUCCCACAUAGAGUCCCAGCAGUGUGAACUGGCCUCCACCAUGCUGACUGCAGCCAAAGGUAAACACACACACACGUACACAUACACACACAUACACAUUUGGGUCCCUUUGUCAUUGUAAUGUAUGUGUGUUGUCCCUGUUGGUCCAGGUGAUAGUUGUAAGCUGGAGACAGUACUAGAGUCCAUUCAGAAGAACAUCCACUCCUCGUCUCACAUCUUUAAACUUGCCCAGGACGCCUUCAAGAUCGCUACACUGAUGGACAGCCUGCCAGACAUUACACUGCUCAAAGUCUCACUGGAGCUUGGGCUACAGGUACAGACACAGACAUACAGAUACACACACACCUCUUUCCCAUCCCUAACCGUCUCUCAUUCAUCAGGUGAUGAGGAUAACCCUGUCUACGUUAAACUGGAGGAGGAGGGAGAUGGUACGGUGGUUAGUUACCUGUGCAACCGAAGUAGGUACGUGUACAACGUUUCCCCUUUGACUUUCUAUAAUGUACUACCUAUUUAGUUCAUGGACAGGAUGAGGGCUUGAAAAUAAAUUGUCUUGUUAUUCAAAUUACUCUGCUAAUCCCCUGAAUUCUCCCUCUUUUGUGUGUGUCUCCCAGGUGUGUAUGCGUUGGACAGUAUCAUGCAGAGUUGGUUCACCCUCUUCACCCCGACCGAGGCCACCAGCAUCGUGGCCACCACCGUCAUGUCCAACACCACCAUUGUCCGCCUGCGUCUGGACUGUCAUCAGCAGGAGAACCUGGCCUCCUCCGCCCGAACCCUGGCCCUGCAGUGUGCCAUGAAGGACCCCCAGAACUGUGCCCUCUCUGCCCUCACCCUCUGUGAGAAGGACCACAUCGCCUUCGAGACGGCCUACCAGAUCGUUCUGGAUGCGGCCGUCACGGGCAUGAGCUACACACAGCUGUUUACGAUAGCUAGGUACAUGGAGCACAGGGGGUACCCUAUGAGGGCGUACAAGCUAGCCACGUUAGCCAUGGCUCAUCUAAACCUCAGCUACAACCAGGAUACCCACCCGGCUAUCAACGACGUGCUGUGGGCCUGCGCUCUGAGUCACUCGCUGGGCAAGAACGAGCUGGCUGCCGUCAUCCCCCUCGUGGUGAAGAGCGUGAAGUGUGCCACGGUGCUUUCCGACAUUUUGCGGCGGUGCACGCUGACCACGCCGGGGAUGGUGUCAGCGCUGCACAGCCGCAGGAACUCUGGGAAGCUGAUGUCGCUGGACAAGGCUCCGCUCAGGCAGCUGCUGGAUGCCACCAUCGGGGCCUACAUCAACACCACACACUCUCGCCUCACGCACAUCAGCCCGCGGCACUACAGCGAGUUCAUAGAGUUCCUGGGGAAGGCCCGAGAGACAUUCCUCAUGGCCCAUGACGGACACAUCCAGUUCACACAGUUCAUAGACAAUCUUAAACAGAUCUAUAAGGGCAAGAAGAAACUCAUGAUGCUGGUGAGGGAGAGGUUUGGCUGACCAGGGUCGGUCCCUAGUACUUUUCUAUUAACUCAAGUCUGCCUUUUGAACUUCUUUAGACUUGAACAUGGACAAGUAAAGAGAGAAACAAAGCAAAAGAAGGAGAAAAAAUACUCAACAGAGCCACCUGGUAUUAUUGUUCUUGCUGUUAUUGUUAUAAACAUUAUUACUAUCAUUACUAUGUGUACAGACGUGUUUUAUUUUCAGAAGAGGAAA